Molecule: messenger RNA, 994 nt
Organism: Annulohypoxylon maeteangense
Lineage: Eukaryota; Fungi; Ascomycota; Sordariomycetes; Xylariales; Hypoxylaceae
Exons: 3
Coding region: 98-868 (256 amino acids)
Cellular component (GO): EMC complex
Source: RefSeq, a predicted model, not a curated record
UCUACAAUCAAUAGCAUCAUAGCCCCAAGCUUCUCACAUACAUACAUAAUUACCAGUCACCGACAACGACCACCUCCCCAUCGAGAAAGCAGCAAAAAUGCGCACAACCCUCACCUCCGCGCUCCUCAGCGCUCUCUCCCUCGUCUCCGCCUCCCCCCAAACCCCCCAAACAUCCUUCACGCUCUGGAUCCCCUCCUCAGCCGUCCUCCCAAACCCACACGCCCUCCCCCCCAGCACCCACGCGACACUCUCCUCCCUCCAGCAAUCAUUCACCGCACCCCUCUCCUCCACCAACGACUUCGCCUUCCGCAACGUAACCCCAGGGUCCUACCUCGCGGACAUCCACUGCGGGACACACGCCUUCGCGCCGUUGCGCGUGGACGUGUACGCCGCGGAGGGGGGAGAGAAGGAGUGGACGGGGCUGUUGGUGCGCGCGUGGGAGACGUACCGCGGGAACGAUUGGGAGAAUAAGGGCGCGGAGGCGCCGCGGAGCGGUGGUGAAUACGGACGGUUCCCUGUGCGGGUUUUGGGACCGAAGGAGUAUUUUGUUGAGAGGGGGUCUUUUUCGAUUUUCGGUAUUCUGAAGAACCCCAUGAUUCUCAUGGGGCUGGUUAGCAUGGUGUUGUUCCUUGGUCUACCGAAGUUGAUUGAUAACAUGGACCCCGAGAUGCGCGCCGAGUGGGAAGAGCAGCAGAAGAAGAGCCCGAUGGGCAGUUUAAUGGGCGGGGGUCAGCAAUCCGGUGCCAACCCCAUGGGCAAUUUCGAUAUGGCCGCCUACAUGGCCGGGCAGGGAAGCAAGAAGGAUGAGGACGAACCCUCAAGGAGUGAGCCGUCCAAGGGGAACGGAAAGAAAGGUGGGAAGAGGUAGAUGAUGGAAAGCCUAAGAAGCUAGAGUAUACAAAUACCAGGUUAUAGAAGAUUAUGGGAUAAAGGAACGGUAGCUUCUACUUCGUAUCCUGAAUAUAGACAUGCUUUGGAUGAGACGAGACAUUGC